UUAAAACAUACUGUGUGAAUAAAUCGUGAUUAAUUGAAAAAAAUUUUUUGUUUUUAAAAGAAUCAACAAUGAUGAAACAAAAUUUGUUAAGAAAUUCAAAUUAUAAUUUCCAAUUGAAACGGAUUUAUUUCAUGUUAAUAAUUAUUAUGAUUACUGUGAUUAUUAUACCGAAUGAAACAUUUUCAAUGACUCUAUAUAGUCAUAGUCAAAAACCAAAUAAUUUUAUUCAUGAUAUUGACUAUAACAAUAUGGAUGAUGAUUAUCAACAUUAUUUAAGUCAACAACAUCACCAACAACUACAAUCAUCUAAUUUAUAUCCAUUUGAUUUAUUCAAUUAUCUUCAUAGUAUUAGUACACAAAAACGUGCACCUGCACCAUCCGCCGCAUCAUCAUUCCGCAAUUCACCAUCAUUUUCAUUCAAUGGUGAUAUGCGUUUAAUUUCGAAUUUACGACAUAUGAUGUCUGGUGCUAAUCCAUUGACAGCAUUUGGAUAAAUAUGUUACUUUCACAUUCAUUACAUUUAUGGUAAACAAAAAAUAAGGAAAGAGGACUCGGUUUGUGUUUUUGUUUGUUUGUGUAUUUUUGAGAAAAAAUUUAUAUUGUUCACUUUGGUUAUUUAUAUGAGAGAGA
Molecule: messenger RNA, 630 nt
Organism: Schistosoma turkestanicum
Lineage: Eukaryota; Metazoa; Platyhelminthes; Trematoda; Strigeidida; Schistosomatidae
Source: the annotation of a GenBank genome assembly